Molecule: messenger RNA, 1413 nt
Organism: Lichtheimia ornata
Lineage: Eukaryota; Fungi; Mucoromycota; Mucoromycetes; Mucorales; Lichtheimiaceae
Exons: 3
Coding region: 1-1413 (470 amino acids)
Source: RefSeq, a predicted model, not a curated record
AUGAAUUAUCCACAUCAACCUCACAUUGAAUACACCCAUCAAACAUGGGUAAAACCAGCAACCAUGACACUGAAGGAAGGCUACAUGCCCUUGACAGAUUGGGAUGUGGUCAUGUUCAAAUCGUAUACACCCAUGCUACUCUUUUACACAAAUCCAGAGCAAGCUGCUGAUUUCAUGAGCAUGGAUACUUUAACCGAAUCGCUAUCAGCCAUAUUGGUUGAUUAUUACCCGUUGGCGGGUCGACUUGUAGAUGUUGGCCGAGGGCGUGAUGCUAUUGAUUGUAACGAUGCGGGUGUUUUAUAUCAGGAAGCAGUGUAUCACGCUGACUUGGCCGACUUUGAGAAAUCAGGGUACCUGCCAAAUCAACUAGAUUACCAUCGUUUGUUCCCUAUACACUUUUAUACACGGCCUGAGGAUCCUUUGGUAGCUGUACAGACCACACGUUUUGCAGAUGGUGGUGUUGCACUAGGGAUCAUGAUCCUACACAAGAUCGCGGACAAGUAUUCAGGUUGUCUUUUUCUUGAUGCUUGGGCAAAGCAAGCUCGAGGACAAACAUACAACAAGGCCAACUUUUUCGAUCGACAAUUAUUAACCAUUCCUGAGCAUACGGUUGUUACGGAUGAAGUACUGGAUCAUUAUCGUGAGGAACAUCGGCUUGUGGACGAUGAAAAAGUUACGCUUACAGCACGUGAUCAAGAUCAGCCAAAGUAUGCACGUACAAGUCCCCAUGGUCCUGCACCACUGAAAAGUGUUAUUUUGGAAUUUGCAUCGGAUGGCUUACAAAAGUGCAAGCGUGAUGCCCAUACCCAGGAUAUGAUUCUCACACGUAACUGGCUAUCCACCAAGGAAGCACUGCUUGCCAUGUUGUUGCGAGCCAUUGUUCGAUCCCGUGACAUACCUGAUAAUGAACCUGUUAAGAUGGUGGUUGGCGUCAAUGGUCGCUCCAAAAUGAAGAACAUGGAUUUUUAUUUUGGAAACUGGAUGAUCACACGCGCUGUAUCCACAACCAAACAGCAAGCUAAGGAAUCGGAUCUAGUUUGCCACGCUCUUCAAUUUAGGCAACAAAUGGCUACCCUAAAAGCAUCCUUGUUUCAUGGUCUCAGCAAGCUAUAUACCAUCCAUGAUGACAUGACAGUGCAUUAUCUUUCCUAUCAGCCCAAUUCAAGCACGCACGUGACAGCGAGUGACGUGUCAAACCUGCCAUAUUGGAAACUUGAUUUCGGAUACGGCAAUCCGGACCGUGUACGAGGAUACAUUACAGCAGGUGGCGAUGGUUGCCUCGUGUUAUUUGGUCGAAGUGGGCAAUCCAAGGGAAUCAUGUACGACGUACAAGUCCAAAUGAAUGUUGAUGCUAUGCGUCGCUUUAUCAACGACCCUGAAAUUAACAAGUACACGCAUCGAAUCCUUUGUUGA